AGGAAACGGGAAGCUCAAAUGCAGGUUUCGUGCGUGAUAAGCCCGAAACUGAGGUGUCUCGAAGACAGAAAUACCUGUAUAUUUCUUACAAAGUAGGCAAGAUAACUUCUCGGGACAGACUCUAGUCAUAUAUUACUAUUCACCUUUGGUGGUUUGUCGUUAAUAGGACAAAAUGGGUUGCUGGUUUUCCAAAAAAUCUAAAAGAAAAUCACCCGAAAAAGAACCUACGACGACGGUAGAAGAGAACACGACCAGCAACAACAUUGCCCUCAGCAGCAAUGCAACUGAGGAUCCACCUAAACAAUACAGCUGGGACAAACGUGAAAAGGUUGACCCGAAGGACUUCAUGCUAACGGGGCUGAAGGAUGCCACGGUGGGCCGUCUGCCAGGCAAGCUGAACGGACAGCAGUUUGUCAUCCAGGACUGUGACAACUGUAAGAUCUUCGUGUUGGACCACUCCGCCACCAUCACCAUCGACGACUGCACUAACUGCUGCAUCGUUAUGGGGCCAGUGAAGGGCAGUGUGUUCUUCAGGGACUGUAAGGACAUCAAGUGUGUGGUGGCCUGCCAGCAGUUCAGGACCAGGGACUGUCAGAAGAUGGAGGUGUUCCUGUGUUGUGCCACUCAGCCCAUCAUCGAGGCAUCCACGGGGAUGAAGUUCGGCUGCUUCCAGUACUACUACCCCGAGCUGGCCUUCCACUUCAAGGACGCAGGCCUCAGCAUCUUCAACAACAACUGGAGCAAUGUCCAUGACUUCACGCCCGUCUCAGGGGAGACCAACUGGAGCCUGCUGCCUGAGGACACUGUGGUGUUGGACCAUGUUCCAGCCCCUGACCCGGAGUCAGAGUUUAAAUCAGUCCGGAUCUCAGCUGAGGCAUCCCGCAGCAUCGUACCCAUGACCAAAGGAGGCAGACGCAAGGAGAGUGACGAGUCCUGUCUGUUUGUGUUCUUCUCUGGGGACUACACCACUGCUAACGCCCGGAAACUCAUUGAUGAGGCCUCUGGGAAAGGGUUUGUGCUGAUCCAGACUAAGGAAGUGUCCAUGCGCCCAGAGGAUGUCAGCAGAGUAUUCCAGAACAAUGCAGAGGGACUCCUGGAGUGGAUCACCAACGGCCCAGUGACAGCUCUGGAGUUGAAUGGGGACGGGGUAGUGGAGGCCUGCAAGAGCAUGGCCAGUGACAUGUUCAGUGGAACCAAGGUGUUUGUUUCAGACAACAGAAAUACUUCCUCUCGAGAUGUGGACAACUUCUUCAACUUUGCUGACAUGCAGAUGGGCUUGUGAUUGAAUCACUGUAUGACAAUCAAACUACACCACUGAUACACUUUUGUAUGUUGACAUUUUUUAUUGGUAGUAUUAACACUGGAUAUACCGGUAGGUAGGAGAGAUGACAGGUUAAUCAACAUAGUGAAUGUAGGUAGGAGAGAGGACAGGUUAAUCAACAUAGUGAAUGUAGGUAGGAGAGAGGACAGGUUAAUCAACAUAGUGAAUGUAGGUAGCAGAGAGGACAGGUUAAUCAACAUAGUGAAUGUAGGUAGGAGAGAGGACAGGUUAAUCAACAUAGUGAAUGUAGGUAGCAGAGAGGACAGGUUAAUCAACAUAGUGAAUGUAGGUAGGAGAGAGGACAGGUUGACCAACAUAGUGAAUGUAGGUAGCAGAGAGGACAGGUUAAUCAACAUAGUGAAUGUAGGUAGGAGAGAGGACAGGUUAAUCAACAUAGUGAAUGUAGGUAGCAGAGAGGACAGGUUAAUCAACAUAGUGAAUGUAGGUAGGAGAGAGGACAGGUUGACCAACAUAGUGAAUGUAGGUAGCAGAGAGGACAGGUUGACCAACAUAGUGAAUGUAGGUAGCAGAGAGGACAGGUUGACCAACAUAGUGAAUGUAGGUAGCAGAGAGGACAGGUUGAUCAACAUAGUGAAUGUAGGUAGCAGAGAGGACAGGUUGACCAACAUAGUGAUUGUAGGUAGCAGAGAGGACAGGUUGACCAACAUAGUGAAUGUAGGUAGCAGAGAGGACAUGUUGAUCAACAUAGUGAAUGUAGGUAGCAGAGAGGACAGGUUAUUCAUUCAUAGUGAAUGUAGGUAGCAGAGAGGACAGGUUGAUCAACAUAGUGAAUGUAGGUAGCAGAGAGGACAGGUUAAUCAACAUAGUAAAUGUAGGUAGCAGAGAGGACAGGUUGAUCAACAUAGUGAAUGUAGGUAGCAGAGAGGACAGGUUAAUCAUUCAUAGUGAAUGUAGGUAGCAGAGAGGACAGGUUGACCAACAUAGUGAAUGUAGGUAGCAGAGAGGACAGGUUAAUCAACAUAGUGAAUGUAGGUAGCAGAGAGGACAGGUUAAUCAACAUAGUGACAAUGACGUCUACCAGUCUGUCUAUCCACCAUUCAUAGUAACAAUAUAGUCUACCAGUCUGUCUAUCCACCAUUCAUAGUAACAAUAUAGUCUACCAGUCUGUCUAUCCACCAUUCAUAGUAACAAUAUAGUCUACCAGUCUGUCUAUCCUGCCCUCUAUCUAUACCUAGCAGUGGAGAGGUCAGCUGAUAGGCAGUGGAGAGGUCAGCUGAUAGGCAGUGGAGAGGUCAGCUGAUAGGCAGUGGAGAGGUCAGCUGAUAGGCAGUGGAGAGGUCAGCUGAUAGGCAGCGGCGAGGUCAGCUGAUAGGCAAUGGAGAGAUCUGCUGAUAGGCAGUGGAGAGGUCAGCUGAUAGGCAGUGGAGAGGUCAGCUGAUAGGCAGUGGAGAGGUCAGCUGAUAGGCAGUGGAGAGGUCAGCUGAUAGGCAGCGGAGAGGUCAGCUGAUAGGCAGCGUGGGUCAGUAGUGGGUCUACUCUGGACAGUUGAUAAGGAUCGGUAGUGGGUCUAGUCUGGACAGUUGAUAAGGAUCAGUAGUGGGUCUACUCUGGACAGUUAAUGAGGAUCAGUAGUGGGUCUACUCUGGACAGUUGAUAAGGGUCAGUAGUGGGUCUACUCUGG
This is a messenger RNA of Oncorhynchus kisutch (coho salmon), 2963 nucleotides long. RefSeq names its product RP2 activator of ARL3 GTPase. The record is from RefSeq and is a predicted model, not a curated record. Gene Ontology annotation, cellular component: cilium; periciliary membrane compartment. Gene Ontology annotation, biological process: post-Golgi vesicle-mediated transport. Gene Ontology annotation, molecular function: GTPase activator activity. Lineage: Eukaryota; Metazoa; Chordata; Actinopteri; Salmoniformes; Salmonidae. The transcript has 5 exons. The coding region runs from base 173 to 1282 and encodes 369 amino acids.